UAGUUAGAGAAAUAAAGUUUCAACUUUAAGUUGGUGUUUCACUAUCGGCGAUCGAUCCUAGAGCUGAGCCGAAAAUAUACAUGGCCCUAUUCGAGCAAAAGUAAACAUCAAUGUGGCAAACAUCUCUAACAAGAAGAGACAAACCACAGAUCGACCUACAACUACAGUCCACACCUAACAACACCAUCAACAACCAGACGACACUGGGCCCGAGAGACCUGAUCUACACAGCCAGGACAGCCACAGAGCAUCCAGCCGCGACAGAGCCACCGAGCCAACCAGAACAAACGCAGCUAGGACAGCCACAGAGCUUCCAGCCACGACAGAGCCACCAAGCCAACCAGAACAAACUCAGCCAGGACAGCCACAGAGCAUCCAGCCACGACAGAGCCACCGAGCCAACCAGAACAAACACAGCCAGGACAGCCACAGAGCAUCCAGCCACGACAGAGCCACCGAGCCAACCAUAACAAACUCGGUCAGGACAGCCACAGAGCAUCCAGCCACGAUAGAGCCACUGAGCAUCCACUGAAAACCGUAAAUUUCUCCUAGUUAAUGCAAACAUUAGCCGAUUGAUGUAAGUAAACCAAACUUUUUUUUUUGAAGUUAUACUUCUUUACGAUCGAGAGUGAAAUUUUAUAAUGGCGGACGCAUGCGCACACAGACAGUAUGUAGUUCGUUGCUAAUCUUUCAAGAUAUGUAUGUAUCAGCGCUGUCAGCGCAAAUAAGUCAUUAAAAGGAUAUAUUA
This is a messenger RNA of Diabrotica virgifera virgifera (western corn rootworm), 748 nucleotides long. RefSeq lists its product as uncharacterized. Lineage: Eukaryota; Metazoa; Arthropoda; Insecta; Coleoptera; Chrysomelidae. The coding region runs from base 111 to 470 and encodes 119 amino acids. The record is from RefSeq and is a predicted model, not a curated record. The transcript has 2 exons.